This is a messenger RNA of Phytophthora nicotianae INRA-310, 180 nucleotides long. RefSeq lists its product as hypothetical. Lineage: Eukaryota; Oomycota; Peronosporomycetes; Peronosporales; Peronosporaceae. The coding region runs from base 1 to 180 and encodes 59 amino acids. The transcript has 3 exons. The record is from RefSeq and is a predicted model, not a curated record.
AUGUCUUGGUCUGGGAGGGCAGUGGCUUGUUCCAGUGACAUUGCAGAUUUAAAUGACAUGGCGAGUCUGCAUCUACGAUUCUUUUUGCAAACAGCGUACAAAUUCAUUCCUGCCACGAGUUACCCCGACAAUGCCAUCUUGGCGAACAUCUCACGCACGGCAGCGCCUAUGAAUUUCUAG